This is a messenger RNA of Fusarium sp. VM40, 1323 nucleotides long. The record is from the annotation of a GenBank genome assembly. NCBI's taxonomy places the organism in Eukaryota, Fungi, Ascomycota, Sordariomycetes, Hypocreales, Nectriaceae.
AUGGCGACUCAUACCGAAACACUCCUUAUGGAGGCCAUGCCAGUGAUGUCUCACACUCACGCCUCCGCCGAAGCCCAGAUAGCAACCCCAGAACUCCCCCGCGUCACAGCCUCUCGCUUGAGGAAAAUCGCAGUGACGUUCCAGCUCUCGGGCGUCAACUUUGCAUGCAGCGCUACCAACGGCCUCAUCAUCGUGGGUCUCCCUCGGAUGACGGCUGAUCUCCAUCUCCCUGCGUCCCUCGCAUUCUGGCCCUCGUCCGUCCAGGGCUUGGCGACCGCGUCGACAUUGCUCCUCGCAGGUGCCCUGGCGGACGUCCUGGGCGCUCGGUCCGUGGAUCUCGUCGGGUGCAUCCUCAGCGGCGUCCUGAUGCUAGCCUGCGGCUUCGUUGGUCGCGGCGAGGAGCUAGUCGCCCUGAGGGCCUUACAGGGCGUUGCGCUUGCGCUGCAUCUGGCGAGCUCCGUGGCUUUGGUGUCUAAGACGCUGCCGCGCGGUAGAGGGCGUAACUUGGCCUUUGCUUGCCUGGGCUUGAGUCAGCCGCUUGGCUUCUCCUGUGGUCUUGUGCUUGGGGGUGUGCUGGUUGAGACCGUUGGGUGGCGCUCGGGAUGGUAUCUCUACGGCGCUAUCAAUCUCGUCCUCUCAGCCGUUGGGUUGUGGUCUUUGCCGAAGUCCGAACCUCUAGGUACCCUUCGCGAUGUUUUUCGCAGUGUAACUACCAAGAUCGACUGGCUGGGUACUCUCCUCGCCUCGAUGUUUAUGGCUUUGCUGUCAUAUUUCCUAGCCUUCCAAGAAGUCCAGCAUCUCUCAGCUCUCAACGCUGCUAUCCGCAUCCUGCCCAGCGUUGUAGUUGGUGUGGCUCUUAACUUCACAACUGGUCUAGUUGUUCACAAAAUCCCCGCCAUCUGGCUGAUCGUCACCACUUCGGUUCUGACAGCCGGCUCCCCCCUUCUCAUGGCCCUUAUCAAUCCUACCUGGACGUACUGGACCGCUGCAUUCUUCGCCCAGGUUCUCAUGCCAUUCUCGGCAGAUGUUCUCUUCACCGUAGGUCUCAUCGUUGUGACGGAAACCUUUCCCGAGGACAAGCAAGCAGUCGCCGGGUCCGUCUUCAACGCUGCAUCGCAGUUUGGAAACGCAAUGGGUUUGGCAAUCAUGCAAGUUGUUUCUACUCUAGUAACGAAGCAACACUCGGGUAGGCCAGCCCCUGAGGCCCUGUUGGAGGGAUACAGGGCUGCUUUCUGGACCAUGUUCGCCUUUAUGGUUCUAUGUGCUGCUAUUGGGGGCAUUGGGCUUAGGAAGGCAGGCAGGGUUGGACUGAAGCAGGAUUGA